CCCGGGGACGCGGCCGGCAGCGCCGAGUCCCCCUUGGCAGCGCCGAGUCCCCCUUGGCAGCCCCUCAGCGCGGCCGCCCGGCCCGCCGGCGCCAUGAGCGGCCCGCAGCCGGGAUUUCUUGCAACCUACAAUAGCCUUACAGACAAACACCUGGUUGGAUAUUUCAGCAAUACCAGAAUAAGACGACAUCUUCAGAGAUCAGGACUGAUAUCAAGGAGUGGAAGAAUAAUACCUGAGAAGGAGUACCGGCUAAAUGCUAUGAGGAGGGAUCACCAAAGAUAUGUACAGGAGUGCCUGGCUCAGGCCAUAUUUCAUAAGGUCCUUGACAUGGAGCGUCAUCAUCAGCUGGAAAUAAAAAGGAAACUUGAAAAUUCUGUGAGGAAGGAGAGUGUGCAGAAAAUCAAGGUGGAACAAACCAGAAGAUCAGUGGAAGGUGCUAGUCCUAUGCGCUCCCCACAUCCACCACUUGGUCCAAGAAAUCGUUAUGGGCUCCGUCCUUUAGUGGCUGCAGAACCAGCUGGUCGCUUACAACUGAGGGCACCUGGACCUGUAGUUGAUUAUAAUGGUGGACAUCCUUCUCAUCAACACCGAUCCAAGGAGCCUGACUUUUCUAAGAUGACUUCCUGGCGACCAAAUACAGCUCCAGGAAAUGUGCAACAACCACUUCGUCUCCAACCGCUUCGCAGCUGUACUGCAGUAGGGUCUGUACCAAAGACUUCAAGCUCUAAACAAAGGUGCCACACACUUGAAAAUGAUCAGCAGUUUGCCAGUGGGGGGGAGAGGAGUGGAUUAAGACUUAUGAGUUCAAUGGAAUAUGUAACCGGUAUAUCCCCAUAUCAACUCCCCGUCAUUCACAAUUAUGUGAUACCAGUGCCACCUCCCCCGCUGCAAAAAGGAGAGAAGAGCGUAAGUGCAGUCAGAAAUGGGAUGCGCAGAGGCAGACGAUUUUGUCCCACCACUGCACCAAAUGGCUUGGAGCAACUUUCAACAAAAAAUUCUGGAGGAUUCCCUAAGCCCUCGUUACGCAGCAACGCAUUUGUUACCAUGGUCUUUCUAGGGAAAAGUGUGCAUUUAUCUCACGAUGACGUUGAUUACAGAGAUGAAAUCAAAGUCUAUCAGCAGCAUUGUGGAGGAGAAAACCUUUGUGUCUACAAAGGCAAGCUAUUGGAAGGAGAGACCUUUCAGUUCAUCUCAAAGAGGCACCAUGGUUUCCCGUUCAGCCUCACCUUUUUUCUCAAUGGGAUGCAAGUGGACAGGUUGAGCUGUUGCUGUGAGUACAAACAUCAGAAGCGUUCCAGGCUGGGAGGCAGACAUGGAUACUUUGGGUUUCUCAAUGUGGAGGGAGCAUCUCCUUGCUACAGGUGCAUUAUUGCAAUGGGUCUGGACAAAAAGCCAUCCCCUCCCAAGAGAAAGAUGGAGGGCCAUGAGGAAAAGCGUGUGGGUUCCUGGAGAGAUGGAGCGCACAGUGAGCCAAGUAAAAGCAGCGUUGAGCAGAAAUCAAGGAAAGAUUCAGUGUUAGUCAUCUUACCAGGUCAUGAAGCGAGUGUGGAAACUAUUGAGGACAAAAUGGAGACUGGACAGGAGUACACAAAAGAAGAAAGGAAAAUAAUACCUGAUUGCAAGAGUGAAGAUAGUCAGGAGGACACUGGUAAAAACGAGUAUGAUGAAGAUUUUGAAGCAGGUGAAGAAGUUAAUGAAGAGGGACAGACUGGUGAUCAAAUGAAUGGAAUGUCAAAGUCAUCCUCAGAUGAUAAAAACCAUAAUUUAAACUAUGAAAAGGAGAGUAAAAACUCAUCACAGGAGGCACUGCAGGCCUCUGACAGUGAGAAAAAUGAAAGUGAUGGAUAUUCUGACAGUGACUCAGAGGAUGAUAAACAAGGUGAAUUAAACAAAGGUAAUACAGCUGUUUGUGAAAAGGUUGCAGCUGCAAGAAAGAUCCAGUCUUUUUAUAGAAAGUAUAAAAUACAACAGAAACUCAAAUCAGGUAGGAGGCCUGCACACUCUCUCUCAUCCAUCAGUACUCAGUAUAGCAGUGAAGAUGACUCUCAUGCUGAAACGAUGAAAGACAAUAUUAAGGGCAAAGAGGAGUAUAAUAUCAAAAAGGCAUCUGAUAACACAGAAUGUGCACAAUAUGGAAAUGAGAAUGGGGAGAAUAAACUGCUCAGAAUGGAGGAAAAUCAGGAAACUUUUUCACUGGAAGAGGAGGGAAUAGAUGAAGCAGAAAAGGCAAAACCAGAAGAUCUAAUGGCAAGGGAAGAUACUGCAAUUUUAAAUGAAAAUGUAAUGGCAAUACAGCAUCAGAGUCCCGAAGUUAAUGGGGAACUCAAACAGGCUGGGUCAGUAGAAAGUAAUAUAGAGGAAGAUGGGGAGAAGAAUGCAAGUACAAGGAGGGAUGAUGGGGAGGAAAGACUUCUGGUGCCAUUGGAAAGCAAUAUGAUGGAAGUGGAGGAUAGCAAUGAAGAGUCUCCUCAGAGUGAUGAAGGAGGUGUUUUUGAAGAUUGCAUACCAGCUCAGGAGGAAAUAGCAAAGGCAAUUGGAAAUGAUCAUCACGUGAAUUCUGAACCUGAACCUAGUGGUUCCUGUGCAGGGGAGGCAGAAGAGAACGUAACAAGUACAGAGCAUGAUGCCAAUGAAGGUAGCGUGGGGCCUCCUUGGGAAAUGCAUUGUCAAGGCAGACAGGAUGGGACUGACAGACUAGGAAUGAAGCUGAACUGCAGACCUGAUGCUGUACCCUGUUUGUCUCCCAAACUCAUCUCCCUGUUGGCAGUUUGCGUAAUUGGCACACCAGAUGGAGCUUUCUUGGCAGAAGGAACAAGAACACUUGAUGUGCAGAAGGCAUCAGAACAAGUGGUACGAGAAGGGCAGAUGGUAGGGGAGAGACACACUCUUGAGAAGGAAGAUUUUGUUGCUGAGGAAGGAGAUGCUCUCACCAAAGAGGCAGGAGAAGAAAUAGCAUGGGCAGGAGAUUUGCUGCCCAAGGAAGACACAUUGGCUGUGCUGCAGGCAGAGGGUCAGCUUGCAGUGGAGGAAUCUGCACCUGAGGAGAGUGCCAUGGCAGAAGAAGAUCUCAAAGGAAAGGGGUCAGGGAAGGGAAUGGAGUCCGGUGCAGAGGUGGCACUGGGGGAGCAGGAAGUUCUGAUGGAGGGGAUGGAGAGCAAGGCAGCACUGGGAGAGCAAGCACCUGGGGGAGAGGAGCCAGCAGGGGUGGGGACACUGCUGGGCAGGGAGGCAGAUGGCACAGUGUCUGAGCAGGAGGUGGCUGGGGAGGUCUGUGAGGGAGAAGAAGCUGUGGAGGAGGCCUCCGCAGCAACAGGGCCUCCCGUGAAGGAGGUGGUGGGUGAGACGGUGUCUGAGGCAGAGGAAGCCAUGGAGGAAGGAGGUUUUGCAGGGAAAGGCGUUGUGGCAUGUGCUGUGUCUGAGGGAGAGGAGGCUGUGGGGGAUGCCAGCUUGGCAGAAGAAGAGAUUGCCAGGGUAGUUGGCCCUGAAGGAGAAGGGUCUGUAGAAGAAGCCAUUUCUGAAGGGGAGGAGGCUGUGGAGAAGCUUGGGGCUCUCCCGGAAACAUUAGAGGAUACAAACGUUUGCAUGGGAGAAGCAGUGCCUAAAGGAGAAGACUUUGUAAAGCCAAAUGAGUUUUCCCAGCUGAAAGCAUCAGGGGAAGAGUGGAUGGAGAUGGGGAAAGCUACCAUAGGAGUAGCAACAUCUGAGACUGGCAAGGUAUCAGAAGUAGAAGAGAGGUCUCUCCUGAGAGCAGAGGACGCAAUGGAGGAGUCUGUGGAGCCUGGCAAGGGUCCCAUGUUGCAAGUAGCACCUGGGUUAGAGGCACUGGUGGAUGCUGGAGGGGAUCUUGUAAGUGAAGGGUCACCUCAGUUGGAGGAGACCACAACAGCAGAGGAGGAGGAGGGCUCAGCAGAAGCACUUUCGAGUGGAAACCCAUCUCUAGGCAGCAGGGCAAAGACAGAGAGGGCAGUAGAAGAAAAACCUGAUGGAGGGGUGAUGGGAGUACCUGCGGAGACAGCCAGAGCAGAGUCAGGAGGUGGAGAGGAGGUCACGGAUGGAGCAGCAGGUCCAAAGGAGCUGGCAGCUGGGAUGGAGGGAUUGCUGGAGUAUGCUAAAGAGAAAGGGAAGGAGAAGCCUCCUGGUGAGGGGGUGGUAGAUGAAGCGGUGCUGCCAGCCCUGGGGCUGUGUGUGAGCGGGGCAGGGGAGACAGGAAUGGUGGCUGGUGCUGUGAUGGGUGGCCAGGCAGGGCGAGGGGCUCUGGCUGAGGGAGUGGCAGGGGAGCUGGCGCUGGUCAGGGAGGCAGCAGGGCAGGAGGUGGUGGUGGCUGGGGAUGGGUGUGACGGGGGCGGCAGAGGUGGUGUCAGCUGA
Messenger RNA from Phalacrocorax carbo (great cormorant), 4365 nucleotides. The record is from RefSeq and is a predicted model, not a curated record. Lineage: Eukaryota; Metazoa; Chordata; Aves; Suliformes; Phalacrocoracidae.